Messenger RNA from Nymphaea colorata (pocket water lily), 4136 nucleotides. Its product is annotated as AT-rich interactive domain-containing protein 4. The transcript has 15 exons. The coding region runs from base 1574 to 3895 and encodes 773 amino acids. Gene Ontology annotation, molecular function: DNA binding. Lineage: Eukaryota; Viridiplantae; Streptophyta; Magnoliopsida; Nymphaeales; Nymphaeaceae. The record is from RefSeq and is a predicted model, not a curated record.
CUGUUGUUAUGUCCACGUAAGAAACUAAGUUGGUGGCCCAAGAAAAAGAUCUGGUUCUUUGUCGCUCGAGUUGAAGCGCGCUGAGAUAGCUACAACGCCUUUAAAUUAGAUCCAUCUUUCUCUUCUUUUCGCUUUACGUAGACAACGGUCGACUAAGGAGCAGCGCUCGUGAUUCGGGCAGGUUUUGCGUAGUUCUAACAACAAUCAAAUCCGGUCAGCAGCCCAACACACACCAAACCAGCAACCCAAAGAACCGAAAGAAAAGAAGACUCCAAAAAUUAAGACCUUCCCAACGACAAGAGAGGAAAAAAAAAAAAAGAUGGAUAAAAUCUGGUGCAGAAAGACCCAUUUCAAUCUUAACACUGUUUUCUUCUUUUUCUUAAUCCCCAAAUCUCGUGCGAAAGCAAGGCCCUCAGAAAUUUCUAUGCCUCACGCUUUUCCUUUUUCUUCUUUUUGUUUUAAGUAGCAAUUCUUACAACUCCAAUUUGUUUUUCUUUUUUUGAUUCUCAUAUGUUGACCUUUUUCUGCGACAUAUGGUUUAGCGAAAGACUGAGAAGAAUGAAUGCGUGCAUCGACGCGCACACACAAGGAGAACCGACACCCUACCCAUUUAAUCUUUAGCCCUCCCUCACAGGUUUCUCUUUUGUUCUCAAAUUUACUCUCUUUUUUCUUUUUUGGUAUUGCCAUCCCAGGAAUAAUGGUUUGAUGAUCGGGUGACUUUAAUUGUUUCUAGUGGCUAUCGGUUUUGGGGAGGCUAGGGUUUACGCUGUCGCUUUGCUUCUUCUUCCAGGGGUUUGCUGUUUUUUUUUUUUUUCUCUUCUCCCUCUAUCACGGUUCUUCUCUUCCAUUUGUUCCGUUUCUCUCGUUCCUGAUUUAUCUAUUCUGUUUGCUGCAUACUUUUGGCCGGGAUUUUGUUUUUCUGUUUGUUGCCGUUGGAUGUAGAUUGUAGAAUGAGUUGCUAGGGUUGCGUUUUAAGGGCUUGGACGGGAGGGAAGAAAGGGGAUCCGGGGAUCCUGGUGGGAGGAGGAAGAUAGUUCGGGUGAUUGAUUUCGAGGGAAGAGGAGACUUUUGAGGGUUCUCUUGUGGAUUUUGAUUGUGAAGGGGGAAAGGCAGUGCAUCUGGAUUGACGGCCAUUCUUUUUGUCUUAAGUUUUGGACAACUUUAAGUUUUUUCUUUGUUUUUCUGGAGGGGGGUCUAGUUGCAUUUGGUUCCUUGACUGGGACACUUCUUUAGCUUUCCAAAGUAGGUGCACGAGUUGGGAUUUUUGUGGUCCGUUCGGUUUCUGCUGGUGUUGUGAAGUUUGGAUCUUCAGGUGCAUGUUAAUGGUUCUCGCGUUGGGCAUAGAGCUUGUUCAGAUGUAUUACGUUUGCUUCCUCGAUAUUGCAUUGUCUGCUGAACGGUGCAUCUGUAAAGAGGUUGGGUGGUUUUAGGUUCUUUGGUUGGCUUUUGGUUUUAAGCUGCUUGAGAUUUGGAGUCGUCUACACGAAUGUCUGAAGCUGAUAUAAGAAUUUAGUUCUUUCUCAAAUUUGAGGGAGGAGGACAGCAUAUAUUUUCUUGGUGGCAUGUAUAGAAGAUGUGGCAAGUUUUAGGAAAUUCUGCUCUUCAGAAACGCAAGUGCACCAUUGUGGCUGUGUUCUGCGGGAGAGGUAUCCAUAAGAAAGCAUAUGAGGCUGAACGAGAGGGUUCAGUUUACAAAUUUCCUGAUCUUGUUUCUGCAGGGAACCUAGAGGUUCAUACCCUAAAUAAUCCCGGUAUUGAUGAAUUUAGACACACUGUAAAAUCGCUGGAGCCUGAUUUUGUUUAUCUGCAAGGAGCAAGGUCCAAUGAAGAGGAGGAGAUUGGUUCUCUAACAUGGGGAGAUGUUGAUUUAUCAAAUGCUGAUGCAAUAACUGACCUCUUCGCUUCAACGCUGCCAACAACUGUGUAUUUAGAAUUUCCAAAUGGUGAGAAGUUGGCAGAGGCCCUUCAGUCGAAGGGUAUUCCAUAUGUCAUCUAUUGGAAAAAUGGAUUGUCAUGUUAUGCAGCAUCUCACUUUUUCCAUGCAAUGGUUUCAGUUCUACAGAGUUCCACUUGCCAUAUCUGGGAUGUCUUUCAGCUGGCUAUUGCAUCCUUCAGACUGUACUGUGUACAAAACAGUCGUGGGUCCACAAAUAGCCAAAAGGUUAGGGCUAAGUUUGGUCCUCGGCUUCUUGGAGAGUCACCCAAGAUUGCUACUAGAGAUUUGAAUGAGGGAGAGGGAUCGCCUAGUGAACUUCCUGCUAUCAAAAUAUAUGAGGAUGAAGUGACCGUGAGAUUUCUUUUUUGUGGAGUUCCACGUGCACUGGAUGCAUCUUUGCUGGGUUCUUUAGAAGAUGGUCUCAAGGCUCUUCUUAAUAUUGAGAUACGUGGGAGCAAACUGCAGAACAGAGUGAGUGCUCCUCCUCCUCCUCUUGCUGCUGGAACUCUUUCUCGUGGGGUUAUCACAAUGCGAUGUGAUAUGUCCACUUGUGGUUCUGCUCACAUAUCACUCCUAGUGUCGGGUAGCGCUCAGACUUGUUUUGAUGAUCAACUGCUGGAGAGCCAUAUUAAGAGUGAGCUUAUUGAGAAAGGUCAGCUGGUUCAUGCGGUGCCCCACAGUGAUGGAGCAAAGGCAUUGUUAUGUGAUCCCCGUAGAUCUACAUCAGUUGCAUGUGGAGCCAAUGUUUUUGAAGUUUGUGUGAAAUUAUCGUCAUGGGCUGCCCAGGUUUUAAAGCAGGUUGCUCCUGAAUUUUCUUACCGCAGCUUGGUUGCACUUGGCAUUGCAAGUGUUCAGGGUUUAGCUGUUGCUUCUUUUGGGGAAGACGAUGCUGACCGGUUUCUAUUCUUCUGUAAUGACAAAUCCAAGGAUACUGUGGCACUAGACUGCUAUGUGGAGAUGCCAAACUGGCUAAGACCUCCUGCACCUUGUCGGAAAAGGCCUUCUUUGCUACGAGUCUUGAGGCCUUCCAUGAAUGGUAAUCCAGUUGAUAAUGAGGCUUCUAGAGCUACAGGUACUGACCUGGACCAGGAUGUCCGUGUGGACAUUGAGGCAUCAGAGAACAGGUGUAUUGCCUUGAUGCCUAGUAAACAGAGACUAAAAGUUCCUGCAAUGAGGCCUGUUCCACGGACAAAGAAAAAUAAACUGUUACCCUUUUCUGGUGCUUCUGAAGUUGAGCCACAAGGAAAUUCUACUUCAAACUUUCCCACUGUACCCCCCUUGAAGCUCAAUAAUGUAUCAUCUGCUCCUGUCCAUCGGAAGUCCUCAAACUCUUUCCAGGCACAGCAAGUUAUUUCAUUGAAUCCCUUGCCACUCAAGAAACAUGGAUGCAAUAGAUCUCCCAUACACGAGUGCUCUGAGGAAGAAUUUUUGAGGGAUGUUAUGCAAUUUCUGAUUCUUCGUGGGCAUACUCGACUUGUUCCCGCUGGUGGACUUGCUGAAUUUCCUGAAGUCAUACUUAAUGCCAAACGCCUGGACCUUUACAAUCUGUAUAGAGAGGUUGUCUCAAGGGGAGGCUUUAAUGUUGGGAACGGCAUUAACUGGAAAGGACAAGUCUUCUCAAAGAUGCGGAAUCAUACCACGACUAACCGAAUGACUGGUGUUGGGAAUACACUAAAAAGGCAUUAUGAGACAUAUUUGCUUGAGUACGAGCUUGCACAUGAGGAUGUUGACGGAGAGUGCUGCUUACUCUGUGGAAGUAGUGCAGCUGGUGACUGGGUCAAUUGUGGAACAUGCGGUGAGUGGGCACAUUUUGGCUGUGACAGACGGCAAGGUUUAGGUGCAUUCAAGGACUAUGCAAAAACAGAUGGACUGGAGUACAUUUGCCCCCGAUGCAGCCUGACCAAUUUUCGCUCGCAAUCAGGGCGUAAGCUUCAGAAAACUGCGGAUGCAUACUCGUAGGCGGUGAUGUUGCCUAGCUCAAAAAUUUUCGUUGCAUAACCACGUCCAAUUCUUUCCGUUAUGUGAGAGGCUCCGGUUUUGGUCCAGUUCAUAUUGUAUCAUAAAAAUUAUAUUUUAAUAAUCAUAUUCACCAUCAUAUAGGUAGUUUCCUUGUGCAAAUGUGUAAAGUGAAACUUGUGCAAUUCUGGGAGUAUUCCCUAUGUGCCUUUUAUUCAAGCAAUCUUUUCAAAUUUUCUUGCUA